AAGAUGGUCUCAUCCGGAUACGCCAACCUGAGUCUUUGCUCUCAAAAUACUCUGUCGGGGACCGGAGCGAAGCACUGGAAGCAACUAGUCAUGUCGUAGAUUUGUCGAUCCAAGUGGAAAUCCGGGGCAUUAGUUUGACCAGGAACGGACAUUGGGCCGGAUGAUGCCCUUUUGGGUCUCUGAUGUCUCUUGUUUGUUGCCUUUAAUAUCACUUACACUACUGCAUCUACCGUCUGGUCCAGCCGAACAGCCAGUAGCUCGACGUUGGGACCCCAUUGCCCAGGCGCGCAUAACAAGCUGGUCGGGCCCUUGGCAUCUGGAGGAUGGAUGCUGGAUGCAGCCCUGUCCCUGUCGAUCUCUGGCCCCUCGACAACCUCGACAAAACAAAAGAUAUGUCCAAUGCCAUGUUUGUCCCGAGUCGGAGUAUCUCCUUCUCCUCCUUUUCUCUAAUAAACGCCUUGGAAACACCGACGGUCGUCACAUCUAGACAAGGACAGCAGCCACAUAUCAUGUCGCCCAUCACCACCACUCCACUCUCUCCGCCCCCCAGGCCGUCCUCAUCCCGCAGCGUCGCCAACAGCAUCAGCGGCAGCACCUUGUGCGACUAUCCCAUCACGACCGGCGGCAACAUUAGUGCGUUUGGAUCGAGGAAUGGGAACUGGCCCGCACUGCUACUAGGCGAUCUUCACUUCACCGCCGCCGAAACGAACCUUGUUGUGGAUGCGCAUGCCACCUCGCAUAGUAGCUCCGCCAACGCCAACGGCGGUGCCACUUCUUAUCCUUCCACCUACACCGAGCGGGGUUAUAGUGACCGUGACCGCGUCGAUCGUCUCAAUAACUACUUCCGGCCUUUAACCUCGACCGACACCAACGUCAGCAACGGCACCACCAGCACCAGCAGCAUCAACUAUUCCAGCAACAACAGCAACUCAUACAGUAACCCGGGCACCUUUGCCACAACCCGCACCCGAAGCCAGACCUCUACCAGCUCUGCAUCCACCGGCCGUUCCAGAGCCAGCACUAACCGCCGUUACCUGGCCGGCGGCACUAACUCCAGCUCCAGCUCCAGCAACCAGGCUUCCUCCUCCUCCUCCGUCAAUUCCCCGUCGACCGGUCAGAAUCACAACCAAAACAGCCACCCCCGGGGCAUCUCCCCUAACGGCCUCGGCAUCGGCCGCUACGGUCCCGGCACCACUGCUCACAACGUCUCUGCCGCCACUACCACCACCACCUGCACCUCGUCCCCCAUCUCCCGCACCUCCUCCCCCACCACCCAGCGCAGCGGCGGAGGCCACAAGCGGCAACACAGCAUGGUCACCCACGAGCAGAUCCAGACCUCCAACGCGCAAAUCGUAUCGUCUUUGCCGUCCGGGUUAGUAGCCGUGUUUGUGGGCGCCACCAGGGGUAUCGGCGAAGCGACUUUGAAGCAGUUUGUACGGCACGCGGUGGCGCCGAGAGUGUACUUCGUGGGGAGAGACAGGACGAAUGGAGAGCGGGUGGGCGCGGAACUGGCGAAUCUCAACCCGGAGGGAGAGUAUCAUUUUCGAAGCGCGGAUGUGAGCCUGUUGGCGAACGUGGAUGAGGUAUGUAGGGAGAUCAAGUGUAAAGAGAGAGUGAUCAACUUGCUGUUUCUGAGUUGUGGGACAACAAUUAUGGGGAUAGACACCAAAGAAUCCCUCCACUACCCCGCCGCCGUCUCAUUCUACGCCCGCGUCCGCUUCAUUGUCAACCUUCUCCCCGAACUCCAAAAAGCGACAUCCCUCCGGCGCGUCGUCUCCGUUCUCAACGGCACCAAAGAAGGGCACAUCGACACGGGCGACUUCCAGUUUCGGCGUCUCGCCAUGCUUCAAGCCCGCGGGCACUCGGCCUCCAUGAUGACUCUGGCGUUCGAGUCCUUGGCGCUCGAAGCCCCCGACGUCUCCUUCGUCCAUACCUUUCCCGGACUUGUGAGGACGAAGCUGGGACAGGACACCAACCGGGCGGCCAUUACGGUUCUGCGGGGGGUGUUUAAAGUGAUUGGGCCGCUGUGUACGAUCCCAGUGGCGGAGGCGGGCGAGAGGCAGUUGUUUAUGGCUACGUCUGCCAAAUUUCCGGCGAGAGAGGGGAGGGACAUUGAGGAGACUUCUGGGGUUGGUCUUGGGUUGGGAGUGGUAGGCGGGACCAACGGCAACGGCAGCAACAGCAAUGGCAGCGGCAGCAACAGACCAUCUAUCGAAAUUCGCAACACCCAAUCUGGCUCGGUACUUUCUGCCGCAGGCGGCAGCACCGCAACCGACAACAAAAAGGGUCAUCGAAGAAAGGACUCGCACUCGUCGCACUCUACCAGCUCAUCCUCAAUGUCGAUGAGCCUGAGAGUGGCCAGGGGAACAGAUGGCAAAGAAGGCAGUGGGGUCUACUCGGUUAGUAACGAUGGGGAAGGGUUGAGCGCCAAGACGGAGGAGGCGUUGAGGGUGAUGAGGGAGGAGCAGGAUAUGGUGAGGAAGGUGUGGUUGCAUGUUGAGGACGAGUUUGUGAGGAUUACCGGGUGUGCUUUUGUGGCAUAAAGUAGAGGUGUAAGGAAGGGGAAGUGUGUACUUUCUCUUUUUCUUUAUGAUUUGGUUCCUUUUCAUGGCGUUUUCGGGUAUGUCUUUUCCCCUUUCGUUUGGUCCGUCGGAAUCGAUGUCUCCCUGCUGUGUCCCCAACCUUGCGACGCAGACUGGGGACGGAGACUUUCAAAUUUGGAUACCACAGGUGCUGGCUGGGAUGCCGGCACCAAUAGCAGGAUGUUUGUCCUUUAUCGCUUAUCUAAUGUAGACAUGAACAACCUCCCUCCUCCAUGUACC
This is a messenger RNA of Neurospora hispaniola, 2822 nucleotides long. RefSeq lists its product as uncharacterized. Bases 324 to 2543 code for a protein of 739 amino acids. The transcript is spliced from 2 exons. The record is from RefSeq and is a predicted model, not a curated record. NCBI's taxonomy places the organism in Eukaryota, Fungi, Ascomycota, Sordariomycetes, Sordariales, Sordariaceae.